Trichoderma asperellum CBS 433.97 is the source of this 444-nucleotide messenger RNA. The record is from RefSeq and is a predicted model, not a curated record. Lineage: Eukaryota; Fungi; Ascomycota; Sordariomycetes; Hypocreales; Hypocreaceae.
AAUAUUGAAUCCCUUCAGCAGCUCCAGCGCCAGCUCCAGGGGUGGGUCAGCGGAGGUCGAUGCUGCCCCGCGGUAACGAUGCGGUACUUCUACAGAGACAUUUGGGGCGACAAUACCUUGCCGCUACUUUACGGGGCGCCCCCAUCCGACGAAAUGCUACCUGCUAGGCUGCACCACCAAUCCACUAGAAAUAUGUACGACUUUGACCGAGCAUACUUUUCUCUCAUGGCCGAGUCCAGCGGCCUGAAGCCGGGCAACGGCUCCUCGCAUGUGAAUGGCAAGAUGAAUGGCCAGACGGUAGGCAACAAACGUCCUGCGCCACGACAACGCGGAUUCCUGGGCUGGGUAUUUGGCUCGAUUGCUAGGUGAGUAAUUGUAUCGUGUUGAUUUCCUUUCCGUCGGCCAAUUGCUGCCUUUGCCGGGCGGAGUGAUGCGCGCAUCUUC